Messenger RNA from Syngnathus acus (greater pipefish), 11279 nucleotides. It is a transcript of the gene htt, whose product is annotated as huntingtin. NCBI's taxonomy places the organism in Eukaryota, Metazoa, Chordata, Actinopteri, Syngnathiformes, Syngnathidae. The record is from RefSeq and is a predicted model, not a curated record. Gene Ontology annotation, cellular component: cytoplasm; nucleus. Bases 275 to 9856 code for a protein of 3193 amino acids. The transcript has 67 exons.
CAAGCUGUCACGUUUGCCACUUCCUGGUCUGAUUUCUGCGGGUAUACAUAGCCGCACAAAAUAUGGCUCAUCAACUAAUAUUUACCUUUGCAAGGUACAUUAUUGAGACGCGAUAAUAGGCGUCUUGGAUCGUAGGUUGAGAGCAGAGAGCCUUGCGGUAGUUGUGGCGCACUGCUGCACUACGCACUGCUCGCUCUCCGCGUGCUAAAGUCAGUUAGCUCAUAAUUGUAAAUAUUAGCAAGCCAGGCCAGAUUUCUGCCUGUGAAUUGCAAAAAUGGCAACCAUGGAGAAACUAAUGAAGGCCUUCGAGUCGCUUAAGUCAUUCCAGCAGCAGCAGGGACCACCGACCGCCGAGGAGCUUGUUCAGAGACAGAAAAAGGAGCAGGCCACAACAAAAAAAGACAGAGUUACACACUGCUUGACAAUAUGUGAAAACAUCGUGGCACAGUCACUCAGAACAUCUCCUGAAUUCCAAAAAUUGCUGGGCAUCGCCAUGGAAAUGUUCCUUCUCUGCAGUGACGAUAGCGAAUCUGAUGUCCGAAUGGUCGCCGAUGAGUGCCUGAACAAAAUAAUCAAAGCACUGAUGGACUCUAAUCUGCCCCGACUGCAGCUAGAGCUGUACAAAGAAAUUAAAAAGAAUGGUGCCUCUCGAAGUUUCAGAGCAGCAUUGUGGAGGUUUGCUGAGCUCGCUCACCUCAUUAGACCUCAGAAAUGCAGACCCUAUUUGGUCAACCUUUUGCCGUGCCUCACGAGAAUCACCAAGCGGCAGGAAGAGACUGUGCAGGAGACAUUGGCUUCAGGCAUACCUAAGAUCAUGGCCUCCUUGGGACAUUUUGCUAAUGAUGGCGAGAUCAAGGUCCUGUUGAAGUCAUUUGUUGCCAACCUGAAGUCCAGCUCCCCCACCAUCAGAAGAACAGCCGCCAGCUCGGCCGUGAGCGUGUGCCAACACUCAAGGCGCGCCAGUUACUUUUACACAUGGCUCCUUAAUGUGCUGCUGGGUCUGGUGGUUCCAGUUGAUGAGGAACAUCUCAGCCAUCUCAUCCUCGGGGUGCUUUUAACCCUGCGCUACCUGAUGCCUCUGCUGCAGCAACAGGUCAACACCACAAGCCUCAAAGGAAGCUUUGGAGUCAUGAAGAAGGAGGCGGAUGUGCAGCCUACACCAGAGCAGCUGCUGCAGGUGUAUGAGCUGACUUUAUACUACACCCAACACUGGGACCACAAUGUGGUGACUGCGUCUCUAGAGCUUCUGCAGCAAAUGUUCAGGACUCCACCACCAGAGCUUUUGCAUCUGCUCAUUAACGUAGGCACCAUUCCACAUGCUACGGUGUUUCGUCAGGAUACUGAAAAUCGCUCGCGGUCUGGCAGCAUCCUGGAGUUCAUAGCAGGAGGGUCUUCCUGCAGUCCACUCCUCCUUAGGAAGCAGAGAGGUAAAAUGCUUUCAGGGGAAGAGGACGGACUGGAAGAUGAUUCUGAAAAGACAGAGGUCACCACUGGCUCUUUUACAGCAUCUGUUGUCGGCGCCGAUAUCUCCUCGGCAACCCAGGUGGACAUCAUCACUGAACAGCCGCGCUCCUCCCAGCAUACCUUGCAGCCUGGGGACUCUGUGGACUUGAGCACCUCUUCUGAGCAAGGUGGAGGUGGCGGCGGGACAUCUGCCGCAGAUACUCCAGAGUCACCCACUGAAAUUGAGGAGGAAAUGCUGAGUCGGAGCUCAAGCGGUGGUGCUAAUGCUACGCCGGAGACGGCUGACUAUACUACACCAGAGAAUGCCACACCGGAUGGUGGGCCCUUAAUUGAAGGCGGCUCACUUCUAAGCACCAAUGACAGCUCACUCCCGCCCAGUGACUCCUCUCAGACGACCACCGAAGGACCGGACUCCGCUGUGACCCCUUCAGAUGUUGCAGAGCUGGUGCUGGAUGGCAGUGAGAACCAGUACUCGGGGAUGCAGAUCGGAACUCUGCAGGAUGAGGAAGAUGAAGGGACAGCACCUUCAGCCCAAGAGGAAAUCGCUUUUCUCCCAUCGGCACUGGCUCUGAGCAAACCGCAUCUCUUCGACAUAAGAGGUCACAAUCGGCAGGGCUCCGACUGCAGCGUGGACCGCUUUAUACCAAAGGAGGAACCCGCUGAAAUCGAACCUGACAGCAAGCCAUCAAGUAUAAAUGGUCCAAUCGGACAUUAUACAGACCAGGGUGCGGAGCCACUCGUGCAUUGUGUCAGACUUCUUGCUGCUUCCUUCCUAUUGACGGGACAAAAGAAUGGUGUGAUCCCUGACAAGGAGGUACGAGUGAGUGUGAAGGCCCUGGCGGUCAGUUGUAUAGGAGCAGCUGGGGCACUGCUUCCUGAAGCAUUCUUUAAUUCCCUCUAUCUGGAGCCGCUGGACGGCAUUCCAGCGAAAGAGCAGCAGUAUGUCAGUGAUGUGCUGGACCUAAUUCACCAUGGAGACCCACAGAUUCGGGGUGCCACAGCCAUCCUCUGUGCAGCAAUUAUUCAGGCCGCACUCACUAAAACCCGUUACACCAUACACACCUGGCUGGCCAGUGUACAGAGUGCGACAGGUAACCCUUUGUCCCUGGUGGACUUGGUGCCUUUGCUAAGAAAAUCUCUGAAAGAUGAAUCUUCCGUAACCUGCAAAAUGGCUUGCUUUGCAGUCAGGCACUGCAUCAUGACCAUAUGCAACAGUACACUAAGCGAUCUGGGCCUGCAGUUGAUGAUCGACUUACUGGCCCUGACAGACUCAUCUUACUGGCUUGUCCGCACUGAACUGCUGGACACCCUGGCUGAGAUGGAUUUUCGGUUAGUCAACUUCCUAGAAAGGAAAACUGAAACAUUGCAUAAAGGCGAUCAUCACUACACUGGGCGUCUUCGACUGCAGGACCGGGUUCUAAAAGUAGUCAUUCGUCUCUUGGGUGAUGAUGACCCGAGAGUCCGCCAUGUAGCAGCUUCAGUUGUCAGCAGGCUCGUAUCGAGAUUGUUUUAUGACUGUGACCAAGGCCAAACAGACCCUGUUGUCGCUAUUGCCCGAGACCAGAGUUCAGUUUACCUGCAGCUGCUGAUGCACGAGGCACAACCCCCCUCUCAAUUUACAGUGAGCACCAUCACAAGAACCUAUCGGGGUUUCAACUUAUCAAACACGGUGUCUGACAUCACAGUGGAAAACAACUUGUCUCGAAUCGUCACCGCUAUCUCCCAUGCUUUCAAUUCCUCUACCUCAAGGGCCCUGACUUUUGGCUGCUGUGAGGCACUGUGUCUCUUGGCUUCAAAAUUCCCGGUGUGCACAUGGAGCACAGGCUGGCACUGUGGCUACGUCAACACCAUGAGUUCAGUUUCAUCUCGAGCCGGUGUCACCCGCAGCAGAGGCAGGGCUUCAAGCCUGUCCCAAUCGAGCAGUACUCCAAACUCCAACCCAAACUCCUCUGCACCUGAUGUGGAGCAAAGGACUCUUACAGUGGGAAUGGCCAACAUGGUGCUUUCCUUGCUGUCAUCUGCGUGGUUCCCACUUGACCUCUCUGCACACCAGGAUGCCUUGUUGCUCGCUGGCAACCUGCUUGCUGCGGUGGCUCCUAAAUGCAUGCGCAACCCGUGGGCUGGAGAGGAAGAAGGUGGCAGCAGCAGCUCUUUUCCUAGUGGAGGCCCAAAUAAGAUGGAAGAACCCUGGGCCUCAUUGUCAGAGCGCACCCUGGUGUCAAUGGUGGACCAGCUUUUUUUCCACCUCCUGAAAGUUCUCAACAUCUGUGCCCAUGUGCUGGAUGACACUCCUCCGGGACCAGCAGUUAAGGCCACACUGCCUUCCCUAACCAACACACCCUCACUCAGUCCCAUUCGCAGAAAGGGCAAAGAGAAGGAGAUUGCUGAUCCCAAUGCUGUCCCUUUGAGCCCAAAGAAAAGCAAUGAAAUCAAUGCAGGCAGAGUUGCUGACAGCACAAGUGGAACAGCAGUAAACAAGUCUAACACUCUUGGCAACUUCUACCACCUGCCACCCUACCUCAAGCUCUAUGAUGUCCUCAAAGCAACUCAUGCCAACUAUAAGGUGACAUUGGACCUUCACAGUAGCCACGAGAAGUUUGGCGGUUUCCUUCGUGCUGCCUUAGAUGUUCUCUCUCAGCUGCUUGAGCUUGCCACACUCCAUGACAUCAGCAAAUGUGUGGAAGAAAUUUUGGGCUAUCUCAAGUCCUGCUUCACACGAGAACCUACCAUGGCUACAGUUUGUGUUCAGCAGUUGUUAAAGACACUGUUUGGAACAAACUUGGCCUCCCAGUAUGAGGGUGUCCUGAGCGGACCCAGCCGUGCCCAGGGCAAGGUGCUCCGCCUUGGCUCGUCGAGCCUGAGGCCGGGCCUGUACCACUACUGCUUCAUGGCACCUUAUACACACUUCACACAGGCUCUGGCUGAUGCCAGUCUCCGUAACAUGGUGCAGGCUGAGCAAGAGCAGGAUACCUCUGGAUGGUUUGAUGUGAUGCAGAAAGCGUCAAACCAGCUGAGGUCCAACAUUGCAAAUGCAACACGCCACAGAAGUGACAAGAAUACCAUCCACAACCACAUCCGUCUCUUUGAACCACUUGUGAUAAAAGCUUUGAAGCAGUACACAACCAGCACCUCCGUGGCACUACAGAGACAAGUUCUGGACCUUCUGGCCCAACUUGUGCAGCUCAGAGUGAACUACUGCCUUCUUGAUUCUGAUCAGGUGUUCAUAGGGUUUGUCCUGAAACAGUUUGAAUAUAUUGAAGUGGGACAGUUUAGAGAUUCAGAAGCAGUCAUACCCAACAUCUUUUUCUUCCUGGUGCUGCUGUCUUAUGAACGUUACCAUUCCAAGCAGAUCAUCAGUAUCCCCAAAAUCAUCCAACUGUGUGACGGCAUCAUGGCCAGCGGUAGGAAAGCUGUCACGCAUGCUAUCCCUGCCUUGCAGCCAAUAGUUCAUGACCUCUUUGUCUUGAGGGGCUCCAACAAGGCAGAUGCAGGCAAAGAGUUGGAUACGCAGAAAGAAGUGGUGGUUUCUAUGCUGCUCAGACUUGUUCAGUACCACCAGGUUUUGGAGAUGUUCAUCCUGGUUCUGCAGCAGUGUCACAAAGAAAAUGAGGACAAGUGGAAGAGGUUGUCCCGACAGAUUGCAGAUGUCAUCCUUCCUAUGAUUGCGAAGCAGCAGAUGCAUUUGGAUUCUCCUGAGGCUUUGGGCGUUUUGAACACCCUUUUUGAGAGCGUCGCACCUUCCUCUCUUAGGCCUGUGGAUAUGCUGCUCAAGAGCAUGUUUGUCGUCCCGGCUACCAUGGCAUCAGUGACUACAGUCCAACUUUGGGUCUCUGGUAUCUUGGCAGUGCUCAGGGUACUUGUGUCUCAGUCAACUGAGGACAUUGUGUUAUCGCGAGUGCACGAGCUCUCACUUUCCCCGCAUCUUCUUUCCUGCGACACGAUCCGUCGCCUCUGUCAACAAAGCACCUCUCCAAGUGCCCCUCCCACUUUGGAUUCAUUAGCGAGUCAAGAACUUAGCGGUGAUUCACCUAAAGCACUGCCUGAGGAAACGUUUGCCAGAUUCUUGCUCCAAAUGGUUGGGGUGCUGCUGGAUGAAAUUUCCUGCAAACAAAUUAAAGUGGACAUUACAGAGCAGCAACACACUUUCUAUUGCCAGCAGCUGGGUACACUGCUCAUGUGUUUAAUACACAUUUUCAAAAGUGGUAUGUUUCGUAGGAUCACAGCUGCAGCUGGCCUCCUCCUCAAAGACGAGGGUGCAAGUAGCCAGAAUGAUUCGGAAGCUAGCCUUUACUACCAUUUAGAGAACCUGAACGCCAUGGUGCAGGGUUUGAUCACCACCCACCCAUCCCUGGUGCUGCUCUGGUGCCAAGUCCUCCUCCUCGUCAACUACACAAACUACUCCUGGUGGGCUGCAGUUCACCAAACACCAAGGAGACACAGCAGAUCAUGUACGAAACUGCUCAGCCCUCACUCCUCAGGAGAAGGUGAUGAGGAGAAUCCUGUGUCCAUGUUUGCCAUGAUCAACAGAGAGAUUGUUCGCAGGGGAGCCCUCAUCCUUUUCUGUGAUUAUGUGUGUCAAAACCUCCAUGACUCAGAGCACCUAACUUGGCUGAUAGUUAACCAUGUGAGUGACCUCAUCAGCCUUUCCCAUGAGCCACCCGUUCAGGAUUUCAUCAGUGCUGUGCACCGAAAUUCAGCUGCCAGCGGUCUCUUCAUCCAAGCUAUUCAGUCACGCUGUGACAACCUGACCAAUCCUACCAUGCUAAAGAAGACUUUGCAGUGUUUAGAAGGCAUUCACCUGAGCCAAUCUGGCUCCCUGUUGAUGUUGUAUGUGGACAAGCUACUGAGCACACCUUUUAGGGUUUUGGCUCGUAUGGUGGACACGUUGGCAUGUCGCAGGGUGGAGAUGCUGUUGGCAGAAACGUUACAGAACAGUAUAGCCCAGCUGCCUGUGGAGGAACUGGACAGAAUCCAGGAAUACCUCCAGAUCAGUAGCCUGGCUCAGAGGCAUCAGAGGUUUUACUCCCUGCUGGACAGGUUUCGAGCCACUGUUGCUAAAACUAGUAGCCCGGCGCCUCCAGUGACAUCUCACCCCUUAGAUGGCCGGCCACCCCCUGCCCCUGAACUGGUCAAUGCAGAUAAGGAGUGGUAUGUGACCCUGGUGAAGUCUCAGUGUUUUCUCCGUGGAGAUGUGUCUCUGUUGGAGACAACUGAACUCCUUACCAAGCUACCUGCCCCUGAGCUUCUCAGCAUUAUGAGAAGUGACACGUUCAACCUGAGUCUGCUGUGUCCUUGCCUGAGCAUGGGUGUUCAGCGGCUAACACGAGGGCAGGGCCCGCUCUUGCUGGAGACGGCGUUGCAGGUGACCUUGGAGCAAGUUGCUGGGAUUACACAGUCUCUUCCUACCCCACACCGGUCCUUUUUACCAACUUCUGAGCCACAGUCUUACUGGACCCAACUAGCUGAUGUGUACGAUGAGCCAGGUUUUUACCGCAAGGUUUUAGCCCUCUGUAGAGCUCUCUCCCAGUACCUCCUCUGUGUAAACCAGCUACCAUCCUCAUUACGCAUUCUCUCUGACAAAGAAGACCUCAUAACUACUUUCACCUGCACCGCCGCUGAGGUUAUAGUCUGGCGACUGCUCCAGGAUCAGCUCCCUCUGAGUGUGGACUUGCAGUGGGCUUUGGCUUGUCUGUGCCUGGCCCUGCAGCAGACUUGCAUCUGGAACAAAUUGUCCACCGCAGAGUACACGACACACACGUGUUCCCUCAUCUACUGCUUACGUCUCAUUAUGGUCGCCGUUGCCGUGAGCCCUGGAGACCAACUUCUGCUCCCAGAGAAGAAGAAAAAGUUAGCCAGAGAUGCUGAAGGAGAUGAAGUGGAUGCCAUACACACAAAAUAUAAGUGUGAGUGGCAAGCUUGUGAGAUCAUGGCAGAACUGGUGGAAGGCUUGCAGAGCAUUCUUUCAUUAGGGCAUCACAAAAACAGUGCAAUCCCUGCUUUCCUGACUCCAACCUUGCGCAACAUUGUGAUCAGUAUUGCCCGACUGCCACUGGUGAACAGUUUCACUCGGGUUCCUCCACUGGUUUGGAAACUAGGCUGGUCCCCACAGCCUGGGGGGGAGUUUGGUACAGCAUUGCCUGAGAUUCCUGUAGACUUUCUGCAGGAGAAGGAUGUUUUCAGAGAGUUCCUGUACCGCAUAAACAUUCUUGGCUGGAGUAGCAGGACUCAGUUUGAGGAGACUUGGGCCACUUUGCUGGGCGUGCUGGUCACCCAGCCAAUCACAAUGGACCAGGAGGAGGACACACAGCAAGAGGAAGAUUUAGAGCGUACGCAGUUGAAUGUGUUGGCAGUGCAAGCCAUCACCAGCCUGGUGCUGGGUGCCAUGAUGCUGCCCACUGCUGGCAACCCUGCCGUCAGCUGUCUCGAACAGCAGCCUCGCAAUAAGAGCCUCAAGGCCCUGGAGACACGGUUUGGAAGGAAACUGGCAGUGAUCCGGGGUGAGGUUGAGAGAGAAAUACAAGCACUUGUGUCCAAGAGAGACAACGUUCACACACACCAUUCCUACCAUGCCUGGGACCCUGUGCCCUCUUUGUCUGCAGCCUCAGCAGCAGGGAUGCUAAUCAGUCAUGAAAAGUUGCUACUGCAGAUCAACACAGAGCGUGAGAUGGGAAACAUGGACUAUAAAUUGGGACAGGUGUCCAUUCAUUCGGUGUGGUUAGGAAAUAAUAUCACCCCAUUGCGGGAGGAAGAAUGGGGUGAAGAUGAGGAGGAUGAAGCAGAUACACCAGCGCCCACCUCCCCACCUGUAUCGCCAAUUAACUCUCGAAAACAUCGUGCAGGGGUGGACAUUCACUCAUGUUCCCAGUUUCUCCUGGAGCUCUACAGCCAGUGGCUUAUCCCAAGCUCUGCAAGUAACCGGAAAACACCAACCAUCCUCGUCAGUGAAGUGGUCCGAUCGCUGCUGGCAGUGUCAGACCUGUUUACCGAGAGGAACCAGUUUGACAUGAUGUUCUCCACCCUUAUGGAGCUGCAGAAGCUUCACCCACCAGAGGAUGAGAUCCUUAAUCAAUACUUGGUGCCUGCUAUAUGCAAGGCAGCUGCAGUGUUGGGCAUGGACAAAGCGAUUGCCGAACCAGUGUGUCGCUUGUUAGAGACAACCCUCCGCAGCACACACCUUCCCAGCCGCAUGGGUGCUCUUCACGGGGUGCUCUAUGUCCUGGAGUGUGACCUUCUUGACGAUACGGCAAAGCAGCUGAUUCCAACCAUCUCAGAGUACCUGCUGUCCAACCUAAGGGCUAUUGCUCACUGUGUGAACCUGCACAACCAACAGCAUGUCCUAGUGAUAUGUGCUGUGGCCUUCUACAUGAUGGAGAACUACCCUCUUGAUGUAGGAUCUGAGUUUAUGGCUGCAGUUAUCCAGGUGUGCGGUGUGAUGGUGUCAGCCAGCGAGGACUCCACCCCCUCAGUAAUCUAUCACUGUGUGCUCCGGGGUCUGGAGCGCCUCUUGCUGUCUGAGCAGCUGUCUCGUGUGGAUGGUGAGGCACUGGUCAAGCUGAGCGUCGACAGAGUGAACAUGCCGUCACCUCACAGAGCCAUGGCUGCCCUGGGCCUCAUGCUCACCUGCAUGUACACUGCGGUGCUUGCGUCCCGUUCAGAAGUCUCAGGGGUUAGAGGUCAGGUUGACUCUGGCUCUGCUGUAGCGGAUGUGGUGGGGGUCACGGCGGGUCAUGUUGGUUUCUCCUCAGGCAAGGAGAAAGCCAGCCCCGCCAGUCGCCCCGCACACUCGGACCCUCAGGCCCCAGACAGCGAGUCGAUCAUUGUUGCCAUGGAGAGGGUCUCUGUGCUCUUUGACAGGAUCCGUAAAGGUUUGCCCAGUGAGGCUCGGGUAGUGUCAAGGAUUCUUCCACAGUUCCUAGAUGAUUUUUUUCCACCUCAAGAUGUCAUGAACAAGGUCAUUGGAGAGUUCCUGUCCAACCAGCAACCCUAUCCGCAAUUCAUGGCCACAGUUGUUUACAAGGUUUUUCAGACACUCCACGCUACAGGCCAGUCCUCAAUGGUAAGAGACUGGGUGCUGCUCUCCUUGUCAAACUUCACGCAGAGGACACCGGUGGCCAUGGCUAUGUGGAGCCUCUCCUGCUUCUUUGUCUCCGCUUCCACCUCGCAGUGGAUCUCGGCCUUACUUCCUCACGUCAUUAGCAGAAUGGGUUCAUGUGAAGUGGUUGAUGUCAACCUGUUCUGCUUGGUGGCCAUAGACUUCUAUCGGCACCAAAUUGACGAGGAGCUGGACCGCAGGGCCUUCCAGUCAGUCUUUGAGACAGUUGCAUCGCCUGGAAGUCCUUACUAUCAGUUGCUGGGGUCACUGCAAUCGAUACAUCAGGAUACGACUCUUUGACUCGGAUUUGGCUCUGUGGCAAACGAGAGUGGUGGCUUCUGCGAGAAACGUGGGCGGGGCACCGAGAGGCUGUGAGGGAAGGAAAGAUACGACAAAACCGCUGGUUUUGAGGCUAUACAUCAAACCUUAUAAUGAAAUUGGAGACGAUAUUAAGCGGUUCAGAAAAUGGCUGGAUUAGUGUAAGAAUGAGACACCCCAUCUCUCGCCAAACUGGUUUUGCCCACCAACUUUAACUAGCACCUUGAUUAAGGCAUAAUGAGAUAAGAAGAUUCAGCAACACUUACACCUACACUUUAAUUGUGCUAUGUGGGGACACCAUAGAAGCAACUCUACUAUAUUUUAAAUACCAUUGCAUCUAUUUUUCAGUAUGGUUUCCCCUGAAAGAGUGGUAAUAGCGGGAGCCUGCUUAUUGCCUUUAAAACAUUUUAUUCAAGAAAACAUUGUAGUCAAUUUACUAAGCACACAGAAACGUCAGUGUGUCUGAGCUAGAUCACUUAGUCAUACUCUCACUGUGGGGGGGGGAAAGAAGCUUUUACCUGUCAAGUUUUCAGUUAUGAGAAGAAGAAUGACAGUGUUUUUACGAUCACAUUAUCUGUGGGACAUUAGGAAAGACAUAACAAAAAUACCAAAUCGUUUUUUUUCCUUGAUCGUUUUGGUGAUACUGUACAUUUUGGGCUUUCUUUUUAAGUUGUAUCAAAGUUGCAGAUGGUCCCUACCAAUGCAUCGAAAUGAUUCCAUGUAUCCUCUUGUUCUUUAUAACACUCAGGAUGUAAAACAUGAUUGUUUAAAUAAGACUGGAAAUCAUCUUUAAAUGUUGUAUCUUGUAAAAAGCUAAAUAUUAUGAAAGCCAUUGUGCAUGAUAGUAUUGUACAAAGAUAAGGAGAGUUUUAAAGUAUCAGUAUGUUGUGAUGUGUGCUUUUUGUGCGUGCUUUUUUUAGGUAUAAUUUCAAAAUAUGAACGAUGAUGUGACCACAGAAUGCACAAAGUUCAAUGUCCAAUGAAGAGAUGCCUGGCACACUGCUGGGCUUUCAUACUGUGUACAUACACUUGCCUUAGAUAAGGAUUCUGUCCUGUACACGGAACGCUUGAAAGCAUGCUUAACAGCUACCUUCUUGCAUUAUUGCCCUUAGUCCGUUUCUAUGCCUACGGUUGCCACCACUGUUGCGUGGCAUUGGACGCAAUACAAUCCAAAGGCAGCCACGUAACCAUGGUGACAAACGGCAGCGUUGACAAAUCAAAGAAUUAUCGAUCAUGUCACAGUGCAGCAGGUAGUUUCCCCUCUUUGUGUUGAGGUAAUAGUUUGUCAAAAGUUGGUUCAAAGAAAUGGUUUUAUUCUUGCAGAAUAUAAAUUUACCAGCUCCUGUUAUUGAUGUCGGGGGAAAAAAAUACAACAUAAAAGUAAUAAGCAUCUAUAGUAAGCAAA